Messenger RNA from Clonostachys solani, 1221 nucleotides. NCBI's taxonomy places the organism in Eukaryota, Fungi, Ascomycota, Sordariomycetes, Hypocreales, Bionectriaceae. The record is from the annotation of a GenBank genome assembly.
AUGGCACCCAGCGCCCCCUUUAACCCCCCGGCUGCUGACCUCCCUGGCAAGCCCCAGGUACCUGAAUGGGUCCCUCCUCCUGUCACCCAGCAAAAGGAGAACUUUGCUGAACUUACCUCCAUUGACCUUUCCCUCCUCGACUCUGAUGACCCCGCUGUCGUUGACGAUCUUAUCAAGCAAGUCAAGAGAGCGAUCCGCGAGGAUGGCUUCCUUUUCCUUGAAAACUACGGCAUCUCGUUGGAGCAGCUUCACCGACAGUUUGCCAUUGCCCAGUACUUGUACAACAACAUCAGUGAGGAAGACAAGGAGCGUCUUCUCUUCAGCCCCGAGACUGGCAAAUGGUCUGGCUACAAGCACCCAUACGGAUUCAAGCGCGCAAAGGGCCCUGCCGAUGGUAUCCAGCAGUUCAACUGGUACAAGUCCGACUGGGACAACCUAAGCGAGCGCGUUCCCACUUGUCUUCUGCCAUUCAUGGACGAAAUCGAGUCGUUUGCCAACUACCUCACAAAAUCUGUCAACCGUAGACUUCUGACGCUCUUUUCCCGCGUUCUCGAGCUUCCAGACGACUACCUCUGGAACAAUGUGCAGUCUCAUGGCAGCCCUACUGGCGAAGGAUAUUUCCGUCACGCUCUUUUCCGCCCUGUGAAGAAAGAGACAGAGGAAUCAUCCAAAGGAAACCGAAGUGAGCCACCCUUGCUUGCCCACUCCGAUUUCGGUCUGACCACUCAAUUGUUUUCUGUGCCUGUAUCCUGUCUUCAGAUCUGGGGGAAGGAUGAGCAGUGGUAUUAUGUUCCAUACAGACCGGGUGCGUUGGUCAUCAACAUCGGGGACACACUCGAGAUCGUUUCCGGAGGACACUUCAAGGCCACUCUUCACAGAGUCUUCAAGCCUCCUGCUGACCAGCUCCACUUGGAACGUUUGUCGUUGGUUUUGUUCAACAGUUCUGUCGGUGACCUCCAAAUGGGUCCUGCUAAGGAGUCUCCUCUCAUUCAGCGAGAAGGUUGUGUCGAUGAGCAGGGCGUCUACCGAGAAUUCAAGAAGCGCAUGGAUAAGGUCGGCAAGGUGCCCACCAACAAGGAGUGGCGUGAGAUUCAGAUUGCGACUUGCGCAGACCCUACCGACAGCAGCCGCAACCGUGUGGGUGUCCAUCAGGCUAUUAUUGAUGGCAAGGUGAUGCAUCAGCGAGAGUACAUGGGAGUAAAGGUUGUUCUCCCCGUCUAA